AAAACCCCAACUUCUCAUUUCAUUUUUCCACAGAACCCCUCUCUUCCUAGGUUUGUUCUCUUCCACCUUUACCCCUACCUCCCUACUUAUUUUACACUCUCACGCCACUGAAUUCGGGUUAGGGUUUCAAACAAACCAUUCAAUGGCAGCUGUCUCCGCUCCUAGAUCUUCCAAAACUGAGUCCUACAUCGACAACAAGCGGAAAGAAGACAUCCGCCAUGCCAACAUCAAGGCGGCGUGCGCGGUGGCUGACGCCAUCAGAACCAGUCUUGGUCCUAAAGGAAUGGACAAAAUGAUUUCAACGGCGAGCGGCGAAGUCAUCAUCACCAACGACGGCGCCACCAUUGUUAACAAGAUGGAGGUUCUUCAACCUGCUGCGAAGAUGCUCGUCGAACUAUCUAAAUCUCAAGACGCCGCUGCUGGUGACGGCACCACCACCGUCGUUGCCAUCGCCGGAUCGUUGCUUAAGCAGUGCCUUACUCUCCUCUCCUCUGGUAUCCACCCUACUGUUAUCUCCGAUUCAUUGCAUAAAGCUUCAAUUAAAGCUGUCGAUGUUUUAACUGCAAUGGCUGUGCCGUUAGAGUUAACGGACCGUGACUCGUUAAUUAAAUCCGCUAGUACGUCAUUAAACAGUAAAGUAGUUAGUCAAUAUUCAUCAUUGCUAGCUCCCUUAGCCGUUGAUGCUGUUUUGUCUGUUGUGGAUCCUGCGAAGCCUGAUUUAGUUGAUCUUAGGGAUAUUAAGAUAGUGAAAAAGCUUGGUGGAACCGUGGAUGAUACGGAGAUGGUUAGGGGUUUGGUUUUCGAUAAGAAAGUGAGUCAUGCUGCAGGUGGGCCUACACGUGUUGAGAAUGCGAAGAUUGCAGUUAUCCAGUUUCAGAUUUCCCCACCAAAGACUGAUAUUGAGCAGAGUAUUGUGGUUUCUGAUUAUGCACAAAUGGACAGGAUUCUGAAGGAAGAGAGGAAUUAUAUUUUGGGUAUGAUUAAGAAGAUUAAGGCUACUGGGUGUAAUGUGUUGUUGAUUCAGAAGAGUAUUUUGAGGGAUGCGGUGACAGAUUUGUCUUUGCAUUAUUUGGCAAAAGCGAAGAUUCUGGUGAUCAAGGAUGUGGAGAGGGAUGAGAUUGAGUUCAUUACUAAGACUUUGAACUGUUUGCCUAUUGCAAAUAUUGAGCAUUUCAAAGAGGAAAAGCUGGGUUAUGCCGAUCUUGUUGAGGAGGUUUCACUUGGAGAUGGGAAGAUUGUGAAGAUUACUGGGAUUAAGGAUAUGGGAAGGACCACCACGGUACUUGUACGUGGGUCUAAUCAUUUGGUUCUUGAUGAGGCAGAGCGGAGUUUGCAUGAUGCGCUGUGUGUCGUUAGGUGUUUGGUGAGUAAGCGUUUUUUGAUUGCUGGUGGUGGGGCUCCGGAGAUUGAGCUGUCACGGCAGCUUGGGGCAUGGUCAAAGGUGCUUCACGGGAUGGAAGGAUACUGUGUGAAGUCAUUUGCCGAGGCACUUGAGGUCAUUCCAUAUACUUUAGCAGAGAAUGCAGGAUUGAACCCAAUUACUAUUGUGACUGAACUGAGGAAUAGGCAUGCUCAAGGAGAGAUCAAUACAGGAAUCAAUGUGAGGAAGGGGCAGAUCACGAAUAUUUUGGAGGAGAACGUGGUGCAGCCUCUGCUUGUCAGUACAAGUGCCAUGACACUGGCAACAGAGUGUGUCCGGAUGUUAUUGAAGAUCGAUGACAUUGUUACUGUCAGGUAGAUUGAAAUUGAAGAUGAAAUGUGUUAGGCUAUCCGUGUUUAGUCGCUAGGCUGUCUUGAAUUUGUGGUUUGAGCCUCUUAGGAAUGGGGCUGUUUUUCCUUCAGGUUUUUCUUCCCCCGGGAAAAAUCUUAGUGAUGAGUUAUGGUUAAAGAAUUUUGUUGGUUGACAUUUGAUUUGUUUUGGGAUAAUUUAUUCGGAGAUUUUUUAUUUUUUGUCCCCAGCAUCUAGCCUUCCUGACUUUUGAUCUAA
Messenger RNA from Populus euphratica (Euphrates poplar), 1987 nucleotides. RefSeq names its product T-complex protein 1 subunit delta-like. Gene Ontology annotation, biological process: protein folding. NCBI's taxonomy places the organism in Eukaryota, Viridiplantae, Streptophyta, Magnoliopsida, Malpighiales, Salicaceae. The record is from RefSeq and is a predicted model, not a curated record. Bases 143 to 1738 code for a protein of 531 amino acids. The transcript has a single exon. Gene Ontology annotation, molecular function: ATP-dependent protein folding chaperone; ATP binding; ATP hydrolysis activity.